This is a messenger RNA of Daphnia pulicaria, 6704 nucleotides long. RefSeq names its product voltage-dependent L-type calcium channel subunit beta-1-like. The record is from RefSeq and is a predicted model, not a curated record. Bases 2484 to 4730 code for a protein of 748 amino acids. Gene Ontology annotation, cellular component: voltage-gated calcium channel complex. NCBI's taxonomy places the organism in Eukaryota, Metazoa, Arthropoda, Branchiopoda, Diplostraca, Daphniidae. The transcript has 12 exons. Gene Ontology annotation, biological process: calcium ion transmembrane transport; neuromuscular junction development; chemical synaptic transmission. Gene Ontology annotation, molecular function: protein binding; high voltage-gated calcium channel activity.
CGGUGGGGCGGUGGGAGGGGGGCAAUGCAAAUAAUACAUAACAAUUCCUCCGCUUAGAUUCUUCUUCGGCGCUGUGUGUUAUUUCAUGUCGCACUUGGCUCUCUCUGGCAUCUCUGGCAAAGUGAAUUUCAUUCCAAUCAUCGGCCUGCUGAUAUUGCUGAUGGAAAAAAGAGAGAGAUGGAUUGCCCGGCAGGGGUGAAAAAAAGUUCAUCAUCAAUUACAGUACAGGACGUUCAUCAUUGGCUUUGAGCUCAUUGCCCUUUGCCUUCAUUACUCCGUUACCUUCUUCUUCUACUUGUAACGACGUCGCAACUCUUUUUUUUUUUCUCUCUUCCGGCUCUUAUUAAUUUCCGUUGAAAUAUUCAUAUCGACUCCCAUCGGCAGAGCACACGACGCGAUGAUAGAAAUCCCUAGCAGAACCGAGCGACGACAUUUUCUCUCCUUUUUUUUAUUUUCUUCUUCUUCAUCAUUGAAAAUAAAAAGGGAAAAAGAAGAAGAAGAAGUGAGGGUUAGGAGAGAGCAGCAGAGCCAGAAGGAGGGAAUAAGGAAAAUUAAAAAAAGAAAUAGUCAACUGAGGCGGAAAGGAGGCCUUGAGUAAUUAAGGAUUUCAAUUAGCUUUACCCAUCCUAUCCCAACCCACCCUCCUACCCCACCCUGCAACUGAACAAGGCCCAGCACGGGAGCAAUCCCGUUUUUUUCCCCUCCUCCUCCUCCCAUCUUCAAACAUCAGCCACGGUACGGUACGCACCGAUCUCAAUCCGAUCACAGUCUCCAAGCGCAAUCACAUUUUUUUUCUCCUCCCUUCGUCUUCUUCUUCUUCUUCUUCUACUCUUAUAAAUCAAAUAGAAACUGUGGAGAAUAAAUCCCGAAUGUGAAAAAUUAAUGAAUCCCUACCUUACAGACUGUAUAGUGAAUACCCCGCACCCGAUGGAGAAAAAAGAAAAAGAAAUAAAAACAUAUAAAACAUUGCCGAACAUACAGGUUGGAUGAGAACCUUUUAAGGAUUAUUUAUACACACACAAACGCGGAGGAGGAGGUGCAUGGAGAAGAAAGUAUUUAGCGUGUGUGUGUGUGUGUGUGUGCUAUCUACCAUUUGAUUUGAAGAACCGGUGCUCGCUGCUGCUCUGUGUGCAUGUGUAGUUAGUGAAGAGAAGUAGAAAAGACGGGGGGAUCAUGUAAUUGAACUUUAAAUUUGUAAUGAAUUGCGGAGAGAGAGAGAGAGAGAGGGACGGAUGGGAGCGCUCGGUCCUUCUAAUAUUCCACAGGCAAAUGAAAAACAAUCGAAAAAUUGCAGUUUUACAGUCUGAGACAAGUUGUUUGUGUGUCUUGUCUAGUGAACUGGGGGUCGGGGGAGUAGGAGAAGGAAAUAUUUGAAAUCAGUCGAGCGGCAAAUGAUAAUAACCGUCGAGCAAUAAGGGACGUUGAUUGAUUCCACGUUGAUCUCGUUUUGAUUUUUACAUGAAACUAGACGUAUACAGAAUAAGAACGCGGUGCCGUGGGUGGGCGUCUUUUUGCCUCGAUUACAAUUUAAAAUAAGGUUAGAAUCCCGCAUCUAUGUGCUGUUUGUUGGCCAUCAGGUCGACGAGGGAUUUGUCAACCUGGGGGAAAUUAUAUGUGGAAUCCCAUCACGUCCUUAAUUCUCACUUGUCUACCUUACCCCCCACCUCUCCACCGUCUUAAAAUCCCGAAGCGACAUGAUGGCGGACAUUUUAAAUACAUCCACCGGAAAGAAGAAGACCAAGCAGCGGACUGGAUAGGAACUGUCCCUGCCCGGCUUGGAUCCCAACAGGACGUGCCCAAAGUUCAUCAGGUGGACGGGGUUUUGUUGUUUUGUAGGUUUUGAUUCGCCCAUCAUCCGAAAUCGAAGGGCCCUGGCAAAAGGAGCGGAAAAAUUCGACGGGGCGGCGAUUGUGAGAGACGGUGGAAGUAACAAGGUGCUGCUGGGCGAUCGACAAAAGCUGGACCGGAUCCAGCUCGUCUCCUACCCUAAAGGGGGCUACAGGUGUGAGCGCCAUGUUGGUUGAGUCCUGCUGCAGCACAAUCAACGGCUGGCGUGCAACAACUCUCUCGCCACUGGCUGGACACUUUUCUUCCCUUUGCCAUUUCUGACUUAUUUUGAAACGAAACAAACUCGGCAUUUUGUGUUCGAGCCGAACAAAAUGAUCGCCGCUUGAUUGAUCUUGUCCGUUAUUAAUAGUGUGUAGUUUCCAGUCGUAGUUUGUAGCCAGAAAAAGUAAAAUUAAAUUCACAAUCUCUCAAAAAAGUUGAAUUGAUUUGAAACCAAAAUUUGUCGUUGGUGAAUAAAAAGGUGAAACAAGUGCCAGUGGGUGUGUGGUGGGGAGGGCGGCCAUUUUUGUUUCCUUCCUCUUGGACUAAAUAUCCGAUUCGGUGCGGAAGGAAAAGAAAAGAAAAUAAUUCCGCUAAUUAAAAGAGAAAAAGGUUACGAUUGUCGUGUUGGUGGUGUGAGAGUUUCCGGUGUCGUAAUGAACCGCCGUUCGUUGUUCAUAACCGACCAUUCGCAUCAUCCGCAUCAUCAUGACCGUCUGCUGGGCUGCUCGGCGGCCGCCGCUGCCGCUGACUACAAGAAUCCGCACCUUCUGCUCCACAACCCGGAAGACAGCCACAACGGCGAGGAAGACGAUCAUGCGGCGGCCGGGCUGGGCGAGGAAAUGGCACCGCUGCACAAGCAGCAGAGCACCGACAACCAGACCGACUCGGAGCAGACGAUGACCUCUCACCUGUCCCUCCCUCACUUCGCCCUCCAUCGCCAGCGCAAGACGGACAAGGUCAAGAGCAGCAACAAGAAGCACAAGCACUCGGACGGCAGCUAUUCCGACAGCUCCAGCAGUUUCAUCCGACAGGGCUCGGCCGAUUCCAACUACUCGCAGCCUUCGUCGGAUCUGUCGCUGGACGAUGAACGUGAAGCGCUCCGUCGGGAAACCGAACGCCUGGCCCUGGCCCAACUCGACAAAGCAAGAACUAAACCGGUGGCGUUUGCCGUGAGGACCAACGUAUCGUACGACGGGACGAUCGAUGAUGACUCGCCCGUCCACGGCAGUGCCGUAUCCUUCAACGUCCGCGAUUUUUUACAUAUCAAGGAGAAAUACGACAACGACUGGUGGAUCGGCAAUCUAGUCAAGGAGAAUUCGGAUGUGGGUUUCAUACCCAGUCCGGUCAAGUUGGAGGCGUUGCGCGUGCAACAACAGGGACAGCAGCAGCAGGUGAGGAAUUCCCGGUUGUACGCCGGCAAGGCCUCCUCUUCGUCCAACCUCAGCGCCCUCAACGAUGUCCUCUCCAAUAGCAAAAGCUCCAAUUCUCGUGGAUCCACUCCGCCCACACCAGGAGACAACUCCGACUCGAUGGGCGGCUCCAAAUUGAACAAGAGCGGGUUACCGGGCGGCGGGGCCGGUUCAAAGGAAAAGCGUAAACCUUUCUUUAAGAAGACGGAAUCGAUCCCGCCGUAUGAUGUGGUGCCUUCCAUGAGACCCGUGGUGCUGGUCGGGCCGUCGCUCAAAGGCUACGAAGUCACCGAUAUGAUGCAGAAGGCUCUCUUCGACUAUCUCAAGCACCGCUUCGAAGGGAGGAUCAUCAUAACGAGGGUGAGUGCAGACAUUUCACUGGCCAAACGCUCGCUGCUCAACAAUCCUUCAAAGCGGGCGCUUAUGGAGCGGUCCAACUCACGUUCCAACUGCAUUGCCGAAGUCCAGGCAGAGAUUGAACGAAUCUUUGAGUUAGCCAGAACGCUUCAGUUGGUCGUCCUGGAUUGUGAUACGAUCAAUCAUCCAUCUCAAUUGGCCAAGACCUCGCUGGCACCUUUGAUAGUUUAUCUGAAGAUCUCCUCCCCAAAAGUGCUUCAGCGGUUGAUCAAAUCACGGGGCAAGUCGCAGAGUCGUAACCUCAACGUCCAGAUGGUAGCGGCCGAGAAGCUGGCACAGUGCCCUCCCGAGAUGUUCGAUAUCAUCCUGGAUGAGAACCAACUGGAAGAUGCCUGCGAACACAUCGCCGACUACCUCGAGGCCUACUGGAGGGCCACCCAUCCGCCGAUCAAGACGCCGCCGCAACCCACCGUACCACGGCCGCAGGUGACGGCCAGUGUCACGGCCACUUCACCCACACACCAUCCGGAUCACCACUCUCGAUUAGCGGCCGGACGGAACGUUGCCUCUCCGCCAGCUGUCGAAGUGCCGGAAUCUUACGGGAGAAUGCGUAGCAGUAAAGUGGUGGCUUACCAUUCAACCCGAGGCCGUCCGUCGCGGAGUAGUGACGCCGAACAAGACGAGGACUUGGGUCCUUCGCCGUUGCCGCCUCAGCAGCAUCACCACCAUCAACUUCAUUCGCAACAACAGCAUCAUCCGCAAUUACAGCGGACUCAUUCGCGAGAUUACGACUCUCGGGACUACCGUGAGAUGCGUGAAAUGCGUGAUCCUCGGGGUGAAAUGCGUGACUACCAUCACCAGAGGGACUACCACGAUCACCAUCCAUCUCACCAUCAUCAUCAGCAACAGCAGCAGCGACACCAACAACAAUCACACCACCUCCACCAGCAACAGCAGCAACAACAUCAUCAUCAACAACGCGAAUGGGAUGACGUCGACGAUAUGCCGGUUGUGCCAGUGGUCGGAGCGUCUGGUGGGGGCCGUGUUCUCCAGCGGCAUCACUCGCGGGAGUCGGAUUACCCACAGUCGCCUGUCCAUCGCAACGUGAGGCGAACGCCGGCCAACCCCAUCUAAUUAAAGAAAAUUAACAAAAUAAAUAGUUCACCGACAAUUGUGCUCGAACGACCUUAUCAAAAAAGAGUCUUUCUGUUCUUUCUCUUCGUCUGGUGCUGAACGGAUUCUGACAAAUUUCGUGAAAAGCGGAGAGGAAAACACUUGAUCGCAAAACCUAACCAAAAAAGAGACAAAUGAAUAAUGAGAAAAAACAUGUUGCUAUUUCCCCAUCUCUCUUUCUCUUUUUUGAUUUUUUGUCUUUUUCUUCCUUAGGAAAACAAAAUAUUCUUCGUAUUUAUUUGGCGCGGUCAACGUCCCGCUUCUUUAGGUUUUCAGUUGGUUCGGAACGUUCGGCGAUUUUGGACUUAGCAGCCAAGUGGAUGGAUCAGAUGAAGAGUCGCUGAAUGGAUUUGGAAUUUCCUUUUCUUUUCUUUUUUUUAAAUUCAUUUCCUCGUGAUUUCUCCUUUUUCAAAUCAUUCAAAAUCCGCGUUCCUCCCCUCUCCUCAUCCCGUGUAAACGUCUUUCACGCAGCCUUACACACCACACCACACCGAUACUGACCACUCCGACCUUGAUUUGAUUGAUCCUUUGAUGAAAUUCUAGUCAUUAGAUCAGCGACCAACUGUUUCCCUAAAAUUUCUUUUUGAUUUAUUCAUUCAUUUUUUUUUUUUAAUCAAACAUUUCUUUUUAGGGAAGUCAUCGACCAUUUUUUGGAAUUUAUUGAACUAGCCACACAUCUAGUUUUUUUUUCUCUCCGUUUGUCUCGUCAGCCGAGCAAGCAAAAACUAAAGUUUUUAUCUGCAGUGAAAAUCGCCGAUUAGGCGACUUUCAGUUUCUGCCUAUAAAAAAACAAAACACGAUAGUCAAUUUUAUAAAUAAAUUCCCGAUAGAUUUUUUGCAAGGAAAACGUUUUGAUGCUCGCUAUUUGUAAUUGUUCAAACAUUUUCGCAACCAACCAAAGAUCAAACCUUUUUACAUUUAUUUAGUGUCCAAUUUUUUUCUAAAGCCCCUGGAUGCAGCAUUGCAGCCGCUUCCCCCUCCUCCUCCCCUCCCUUUUUCGAAUAUUUUUGCAGAAAAUUCAAUAACUUUUUCAAAUUCUUUUGUUUUUUUUUACGGCACUUUGGUCGUUGGCUUUAUAUAAAUGCCUAAAUGACGCAAAAUUUGGAUAGGUACAUAUCGUUCGAUUUUGUUUCCCUUUGAGUUGGUCCUAUAUUCGGUUGCCACACUGUUGUCAGGUUCGUGAAAGAUGGAAGAUUUUUUGGGUUUUAUUUCGGAGUGGUACGACCUCGACUUCCUUUUUCCUUUUGGGUCUUUCUGUAUUUCAUUUGAUUUUUUUUUUUUCAAAAUUCCCGCCGCUUUUUGGGUCUCCCCGCCCUCGAAUGCCAUCUGUGAAUGGUGUUGUGAAAACUACUACUAAUAUAAUAAUAAUAAAUAAUAACUAAAAAAGAAAAAAAAUAUUAUACUAUGCUGUAUAAAGAUUUAUACAUAAAUAUUGUGACGACCGUAGACUCUGGCAGUCCUCCCCCUUUAUACAUAAAUACAAUCGCUCUUCAAUUCAACAUUUUUAAAAGCUACAAUUUAAUUUAUGGCUAUGUUUUUUUUUUAAAUUUGAUACACCAAAAAAUUAAUUUUUAUCGUCAAUUUCAUCGUUAUUUAUUUGGGCCUAGUUUUCUUGAAGAAAAAAAAAACUCUUUUUUUCCUCGUGUGUGUACGUGUGUGUCUGAGUGUAUGUGUGUGGUGUAUUUGAUUUGCCCUCCCGAUUACCCCCGCUAAAGCAAAACAAGAAAAAGAAAAUGAUCGAUCCAUAUACCGGAAAUAUUCGAGAGAAAACUGACAACCCGAAAGACGGAUGAUGUGGAACUUGAACAAAAAUGGGCGGAUGCCCAAAAACAAAAAACGAGCAAGAAGAAAAAUCUCGUCACAACUUCUUUACCCCCUCCCCCUUUCUUCUCUUUAUCUCUUUUCUUGCAUUGUAAAUACAGAUAAUGAAAUUUU